Diabrotica virgifera virgifera (western corn rootworm) is the source of this 4143-nucleotide messenger RNA. RefSeq lists its product as uncharacterized. The transcript has 2 exons. The record is from RefSeq and is a predicted model, not a curated record. Bases 217 to 1035 code for a protein of 272 amino acids. Lineage: Eukaryota; Metazoa; Arthropoda; Insecta; Coleoptera; Chrysomelidae.
UAAGGAUAACAUUUUUGUGCACAAACUGAUAUAGAAUUUGUAGUUUUGAAGAAUUUGUCACAGUGAAAAUCGAAGGAUUGAGAAAAAUACAACUUAAUAUAUCAAUAAGCUUUAAACUCUUUGAUAACUCGUCAGUAUUUCUCGCCUCCACCAAGCACCGUACCUGACCAAAACAGUAGUAAUAAACAACCUUUUCCACGUGAAAAUGACAGUUCUAUGAAAUGUGGACAAUGUCUUACACGGCUUUUGCCAUGCUUCAGCAGAUAUUCACAUCAGUUUGGAACUCCUUACAACUGCGAAACAGACACACAGUGUCCACCUGGUUACUCAUGCUGCCAACAGGAUUGUUUUUUGCUUAAAAUUUAUACAAAAGAAAUAUUUUUAACUCAGUAUGUAGGAGGACUAAGGUACAACAAAAUAUCAGCAUCUACCAGUAGACCAGAACUCUCGACCAGUAUUUUAGAUACGACCGUUUUUGCAGAAGAAGACACACCACACCAUAUUACUGAUGAUCAAACUAAAACUACUGCUAAAACUAAUGAAGCUACUUCUACUAUUAUUACUCAGCCGACCAGUGUUGAAACCAGCAGUUUGGAAGGUGAAGACAGCGAGAAAACAACUAGCAUUACUAGGAACAUUGAAUACAUUACAACUCCUACUAUCGAGACCGUUAUUCCUACAGAAUAUACUACUGUACAAGAAAGUGAUGAUAAUGAUGAUGAUAAUACGCCAAUAACAAUGGCUAACAAAGUUAUAACUGCACAAUCUACAGAACCAGAAACCACUGAAAACCAAAAAAAGCUGUUACUGAGGAUGCAUUCAAUAGUGACGACGAAGAUGGCAGUGCAGAUCAUGCAUAUGACGAUUAUGAAGAUAAUUAUUAUGAAGAUAAUGAUGAUGAGGAUAAUGAUGAUGAAGAUGAUUAUGGAGAUAUUGAUGAUGAAGAUGCAGACGACAAAGAAUACGAAGAUUAUGAAUAUGAUGAGGACUGGGGACGAUGAUGAUGAUGAUGACUAUAACAGUGCUUUACAGUGAUUAUACUUUUGAUAAAGAUUAAAGUAGUUAUGAAGACAAUGAGUACGAAACUUUGUAUAACAUUAAAUAAUGUUUGUUUAAUAAUAGAUCUGUUAGAUAAUAUUAAACAAUAAUAAUAGUAGAGAAUCCUAUAUAAGGUCAAUCUGCACCGAUCUGUUUAAUGGAUAAAACUUAUUGGAUAUGUAAUUUAGUAUGUUAAAAAUUAUUAAAAACAAGGGGUACCCGAUAUAAUUAAUUAUUAGAGAGCGGAAUAUAUGCAAAGUGCAUAUAGAUGCAUAUAUUGCAUAUUUUCAGACAACAAACACAACAUUGCAUAUUUAAGCUAAACACGAUUUAUUUUGCAUAUUUUAAAAAUAAAUUAUAUAAAAGUUUAAAAUUUUCCUCUCUUAGUUGGAAUUUUAUAACUUCGAUAUGAACAAGCUCGUUAUUUAUCUAUCUAUCGCUCAUUAUUAUCUAUCUGGACUUUCCCAUUACUACCUGAAUUUAACAAUUAUCGGUGUUCCCAGAAAAAUAUUAUUUUAUUAGCGUAGCAAGUCGUAGGUACCUACCUGCUUUUAAGGGUCUAAUAUUUAUUUUGUCAGUUUCCGGCCAACAUUUGUUUAAAGUAAACGUUGUAUCGUAUUUAGUGUUUUUGAAGUGAUUGGUAUAUAUUAAAUUUAAAUAUGUCUACCAUUCAAAAAAGUGCUUGGAUAAAGUGUUUUCCCGAGUUAUAGCUAAGUGGAGACAAAGUAUUUUGCAAGGCCUGUUCCAAAAUUGUAAGUUACAUUCAUUUUCACAUUUCAUUUUUUAAAUGAGGAACUGACAAACAAAAGCAUCAUGUCCCACAAAAGAAAUUUUUCUGGAAAGAGUGAUUUUAUUCGACAAAUUCGCUUUUUAAGUCGCCAAAUUAGUUUACUGCCUAAAUUAAAAUAUUGUCCUAUAACAUCAGUAGAUGUAGAACGAACUUUUUCUGUGUCCAAACACGUUUUUAGUGAUAGAAGGCAAAAGUUGCUAGUUGAAAAUUUUGAAAAAUAUUUGAUUAUACAUUCACACUAUAAUUUAGAUUGUUAAUUGAAUUAUAAUAUCAGUUUUUGUGUGUCAUUUCAUUUGUUUUUAUGUGAAAAAUAAAUAUGUAUUAAACAUAAAUGUUUAUAUUUAAUAUAUUGUUUUAUUUUUGAGUAUUUUUAAUAUGCAUUUGCAUAUUUAGACAAAUUUGGAAAAAAUACCUGCAUAUUUGUAGUAAAAGUAAUGCAUAUAUAUGCGCAUAUUUUGGUAAUGUUGUGUUGCAUAUAUUCCGCUCUCUAUUAAUUAUUAAUAAAAAAAAUAUUUUUUAUAUUAAUUAAAAAAAUUAACCCGUGCAGACAUUAUUUUAGAUUUUUUGAAUCAUUCGAAAUAGUCGUGUCGCCAGUGGGGGGUACAACGGCUUCCUUAAUUCAGAUGGACUUACCCAAGUUUUCUUUAUGUAUUUUGACCCGUAGAACACGAAUUUUUUGGGCAACAGUCGAUCCGGAUGUCGAUAAGAUUGUUAUAAACAAAGAACUUGAGGAAUCACAUAACAGCGAUUUUUCGCAAAACAAAACAUUUUUUUGUAUUUUUUGGGUCAUUCUAAGCAAAAAAUGUUUUUACAAUUUUUUUCGUAAGAUGCAUAGUUUUCGACAUAAGCGCGGUUGAACUUUCAAAAAUCGAAAAUUGCAAUUUUUGUACCCGAAUAACUUUUGAUUGAAAAAUAAAAUAGCAAUUCUGCUUACCGCAUUUGAAAGUUCAAGUCAAAUUCUAUCGGUUUUGACUACUUUCAUUGCUAAAAAUUAAUUUUUUUUAUUGUUAAACAAAGCUAUAAACAUAUAGUGAUUGAAUGAUGUUUUCAAUGCAUUUGAAAUUGAACGAGUAGGCGCGCAUACAGACAAUUUAUACGUAGGUUACGUACAUUAAAACGCAUGCAUUGGGCACGGGAAAUACUAUGUGUUUAUGGCUUUGUUUAACAAAUAAAAACUUAAUUUUGAGCAAUGCAAAUAAUCAAAACCGAUAGAAUUUGACUUGAACUUUCAAAUACAGUAAGCAUAAUUGCUAUUUUAUUUUUUAAUCAAAAGUUAUUUGGGUUCAAAAAUUGCACUUUUUCGAUUUUUUGAAAGUUCAACCGCGUUUAUCUCGAAAAUUAUGCAUCCUACGAAAAAACUUGUAAGAUCAUUUUUUGUUGAGGAUCACCCAAAAAAUACAAAAAAAUGUUUUGUUUUGCGAAAAAUCGCUGCUAUGUAAUUCCUCAAGUUCUUUGUUUAUAACCAACUUAUCGACAUUCGGAUCAACUGUUACCCAAAAAAUUCGUGUUCUACGGGUCAAAAUACAUAAAAAAAAAACUUGGGUAAGUCCAUCUGAAUUAAGGAGGCCGUUGUACCCCCCCUGGCGACGGGACUAAAACAAAAAAGGUAAGUAUUUUAUAAUUUUUCUCUUAAGUUGAUCGUUUUGGAGUUAUAAACAAUUUAAGGCUAAAAACGCAAGUAAAAAUUUUAUUUUUUUAACAUGAAGUACUUAAAUUCAAGUUCUAACCAUCUUCUAUCAGGUCCCGAUAAGAAUUUUGCUAUGUUUUAUUCUAAAAUAUAUUUUGUUAAUGAGGAAGGUUCCUUGUGGGAGGACGGCAUUAUAAGACGGGAUCGUACUGCAUUAAUAACUAAAAAACGAUGUUUACAAAAAAUAGUUAUCAAGAAUUGAUAAAAUAUGGUUUGAACUUGAAUUUAGGUAUUUCGUAAUUUCAAAAAUGAUAUUUUUUACUCGUGGUUUCGAGCCUUGAAAAUCGUCAUCUUUCGUUCUUUUUUCAGUUUUAAAUUGUUUAUAACUCGAAAAAGAUCAACUUAGAGAAAAAUUACAAGUCUUUUUUUGUUUAGAUUGAGCCAAAAAAUCUAAAAUGAUGUUCCUGACCGAUUUUUUUUAUUUUAAAAAAGUCAUUUUUAAAUUAUUAAUUAAUUCUAGUCAGAACAAAGUUAUAUUGAGCAUCUUGUUUUUUUAUAAUUAUUAACAUACUAAAUUACAUUAAUCAAAUUAUUUUUAUCCAUUAAACAGAUGGGUGCAGGUCGACCUUAUAUCGUAUCUUAGACUAUAAGUUAUUAUAAGAAUUUAUAUUAAACCAAUUUUAUAGUA